AUGAAAUAUCACGCCGCUACCAUUCUUGCUGCUGCUGCCGCAGCUCUAAUGACCACCGUCUCUGCAUCCGCCACCGUUGUUUGCUCUGAAAGCGAAUUUGGCAGCUCCAACCAUUCAGAUGUCUGUCGGCUUGACAACUUGACACCUCAGCCUGGAGAAGACUUUACUCUUCCAUGUGUUGAAGUCAUCUUCAGAGACAACACCUGCCAUUUUGAGGCUGGUGAGCCCAAUUAUGCCAAGGCCCACGAUGAAUGUCAUUGCAGAGGAAACACUUUCUCUGCUUGGAUCGAGUGCCAGAAGUGUCUCUUGGAUCAUGGCUUUCAUGGGGAGGACGAUGAGUACUGGAGCAAGAUCCUAGAUGCGGCAUCAAAAGCUUUGUGCACUGGAACUCCAACAGCCGCAGCCGUCUCAAGCUUGUCUACACCGGCUGAAGCGGGCACCGUGACUCCCACGCCCACCACCACCGAUGGCUCACCUGUCGAAAUAUUCAAGGGCGUGAAUCAAACCGCAAUCGCCUCACAAGGACCUUGGGUCUUCAACCAAACCGCCACUCCCACUGCAGGGCCUCAGAAGACUUGCAUUGAUGACUUCAGCGUGCAAACCAACACCGAUGUACUUAUCGAUCCAUCUAUUUCAAUCGAUCCAACCAUCCCUUUUCUGCCAACCAACUCUCUCACAUCUACCAACAGCUUGGAGCCAAUUGCUACCACCCUCGAGUGGCUACUUCCGGGGGAGGAUCCUGAGUCAGCUCCAUUCUCUGACCAUGAAUCAUCUGGCGCCACUUCCUCUUCUUCAUUCGGGAAGUCUGAUUUAGCUGCUGCGAUCGCUGGCGCUAUUCUCAUGGGUGCAUUGUAA
This is a messenger RNA of Trichoderma gamsii, 855 nucleotides long. RefSeq lists its product as hypothetical. The coding region runs from base 1 to 855 and encodes 284 amino acids. The record is from RefSeq and is a predicted model, not a curated record. The transcript has a single exon. Lineage: Eukaryota; Fungi; Ascomycota; Sordariomycetes; Hypocreales; Hypocreaceae.